Closterium sp. NIES-65 is the source of this 555-nucleotide messenger RNA. The record is from the annotation of a GenBank genome assembly. NCBI's taxonomy places the organism in Eukaryota, Viridiplantae, Streptophyta, Zygnematophyceae, Desmidiales, Closteriaceae.
AUGGGUCGGGAAAUCCGUAAGUCCGAGGAAGGGCGUGUCCCUCACGCACCCCGCUCACGCGCAACGCAGACAGCAGCAGCAGCAGCAACCCGCGGCGGUCCAGGCGGGGCGAAGAUCGUUUCAGCCGUUGGCUUUCCCCUCGUCCGCUCCUCCGCCUCUGACGGCGCCGGCGCCACCACGAGCGCCAUCACGCCGGCCGGCAGCGCGCCGAUCAAGUACCACGGCGGGCCGGUGGUGGUGGGCACACCGACGGUGAACAUUUAUCACAUAUACGACGGCAGCUGGGGGUCGGGGUCGGGCAAGGACGUGAUCGUGCAGGCGCUGAGCAGCGACUCGGGCAGCCAGGGCAGUGCGGCGGACGCGAGUGUGAAGGCGUGGUGGGCCAUCACGGCCGCGUACUACCAGAAAGACGCAAGCGGGACGAAGAACGUGAGCUCCAAGGGUUCGCGCCUCAUUCUCGUUUCCUGCACCUUAUUCCCUUCUCCCACCCCUCGUUCCCCCUCCCUGCUCCUCAUUCUCGGGUGUGCGCCUCAUCCUCUCUCCUCAUUCUCCUAA